AUGAAAACUGCGGAGAGCACAAUUUUUAUCACGGCAGUUUUAGUUUCCGUUGCUGGUUUUCGUGGAGUUUCAAGGUCACACUCAAGCAGACAUCUUCCCCUCUACGGCUACAACAAUCCGUACGCCCAAAGGUAAGCUUAUUACAGAGUGCGGUUUAUUCUUAGUGUGAUAUAAAAAUGACCGUUAUUCCUAAACUUAGUAAGCUUCUCCUUGAAAGUUCUGAGAUGUAAAUUUUACCUGGCGUAAUAUUCAACUCAGUAAUGCAUGUUUUUCAGCUCAUCGUAAACUCAGACGCAUUGAAAAGAGGAUUAAAAUUGUUACGUCUUGCUGUUUUGUAUAAGUUAACUCGCGAGUUUCCUUUUCCCAAAAUGAUGAACAAACGUAAGAAAAUAUGCUAUUUUUCUUGCGGUGACUGAAACGUUUCAGGAAAUAAUUGUUUUCAUAUUGACACUAAGGCGCGAAGAUUCGCCCCAAAAUAAAGUGUUUUUAAUAACGCCUGCCAGAGUCUAUUUUCCAUAAAAACAAAGAAGGUGCGAGGCAACUACAGUUCACGCAAACCUUGAAUUCACGCAAUAUCAAACGUAGUGUGGUCAGCAUCAUAUGCACAAGGCCUGUCAUAUGUCCUGCAACAUUCUGUCACCUCUAGGGUAGCAUUGCAAGACAUGUAGGUCCUUGAAAAAACUGACUUAUGCUUUUUCAUGAAUGGAACUGAUGAGUACAAAAGUGUGUGAUUAUCGCUGGUUAUGACAGAACAAACCCGGCGCCAUAAUUCAUCAGAGUUUCAGUUUUCUGGAAACAUUACAGAUUCUGGUUUGUCCUUUUUGGCGUACCUAACUUCCAACCUUUGACAUGCGACAGUAAAGUUUCAUUAUUUUCGUGACGAAAGAGGAGAAAAAUGAAUUGUUUAAUACUUGAUAUCCUUUUGCCUCGGGGAAAUACGAAAAGAAUAAUUUAACCUAUCACUCCUGUAUCACGCCAUGUGGCGUAAUUGAACAGAACUGUAUGGAAUACUGAUAUGAGCCAGCUGAGUCAGAUUUCCGGAUGAAAAGAAAAAAAAACCGGGAUAAUUCAUAAACAAUCGCUAACGAGAGAUGACACCAGGAAUUUGACUUUUUGUGACUAUUAUUGUUUUUGCCGGAAAUUUUGUUUUGUUUUGGCUCUAAAAUCAGACGAAAUGGUCAAGAGUCUUUGUUCUGGGAAAGUUUGUAUUUGGCGCGAAAACGUCAUCUUUAUGAGAGCCCGCAGGGUCGGAUCCAGAAAAUUCAGAUAGCGGUGGCCGGGAAACUUGCCAGCUAUAUCGAUUCCUUUUAUUUUGCUGCCGUAAUUGUAAAAUUAAUACAGAAAUCAACGGAAAAAAAAGUGGGGGUGGAGGCGCCCCCUCGUCUAUCCUUGAAUCUGCGCAUGGUCCCGAUGGGGUUCUACAAUCCUGUCAUCCCGAUGGUUAUUUGACAGCAUCCAGCAUCUCAUGCAUACUUUUAAUCCCGAAUCUCGACUCAAUUUUUUUUCCGUUCCCUGCUCCCCGGUGUUCCCCUUUUUAAUUAUCAUUCCCUUUGGCUUUUAAAUCCCCACUCACGGCCUGCCUUCAAAUGAGGCAAGUCCCGGAUCCCAAAAAACCUAUUGAAUACCCUCCUCAAAGAUGUCACACUUAGCUCUUCCUCACUCAACUCAAAAGUACACUUGAUCAUAAAAUGGAAAAAGUGAAAUUUUAGAGGCUUACCAGAGCGCUACGAAUUAGCCAACACAAGGCUCUUGUGGAAUAAGUUAGUUGCUUUUCCGUAAAAAGCUUGCUUCCCGUAGAAACUAAGAAUUAUGCGAACAGUAAAAAGACCGCAGCUCUGGGGCGUUUCAGAUGAACAAACAACAAAUCGCCCCCGCUAACUUUUUAAAAGAAAAUCGGAAAGUCACACGGCUAUCUGCACAGUCAGACUCUUGUUAACCACCGAUGUAAUCUGUCGUAGCCACUAAACUAAAAGGAGGGUAAUUACUUGUUGUUAUCUCUUGAACAUAGAUAAAUUAUGAUAUUAUGACCUCCCUGAAAGUAUCGAUUGCGAAAAGCUACACAGGAUAAUAUAGAUAAGACCACUGAUAAGAUAUCUUGUUUCUGUCACUAUUGAUAUCUACCACUACUUUUUACACAUAAUAGAUUUUCAUUUAGAUCCUAUACAUAUGACUGAUUCACUUAGAAUUAAUAUCCCUUUUAAUUUCUGUCUCCAUUUACUCUAAGCGCUUUUUGGGAGUAAAGAAUAUAAAUUUUGGCCUUAAAGUUAGACGUUAGUACAACCUCUUUGUUUUAAGCGCUUAUAUUGGCAUUUUACGCAAGAAAAAAAUAAAUCAUUAUGAUUCUUCCUUGCCUUUGUGACGAACGACUCUCACACGAUCUCACACCCUCUUCAGAAGCUUCUUUGUGUCGUAGACGGAAAAAAUAAGCGCGCAGGGGACGACGGCAAGGAGAACUCCCCUUCCCGUCGUCCACAACGCGCUCACUAAAACCCAGGCGGAGUCUCUGCGGAGAAGAGAGUGCAACCGACUCGUUCUUAGGCCAGAGUAUUCGAAUUUCCCUGUCUCUUCCGUAUCAGAAAUUAAAGGAGAAGAGGAAUGCAACUCCGCUAAAAACGAUCUUUAAUGUUGUUGAAUGAAAUGAAAGUGAUAAAGUGAUAUAAUAGCCAUUUUCUGAAAUCGGUUGCAGCCAACACGGUUUCCAAUCAAAAAGGCUGGUACUCGAUCCUUCAAACAAGCUACCGCUGUACAAACGUACCGGUGUCAAGGCACCAAGUCCUCAAAUACAAAGCCAAGAGCCUAGUACCCAGGCACCAUCUCAGGCCACCUCGGCCACUGGCGGACAGUACUGCUUUUACCAGAAGCCCAAGCAAGUGACUUGUAACGUAGCGCACAUGAAAAGAGUAACCCACCAGUUCAAGUACUAUUGUGGAACACAAUCUCAGCAAAAAGUUUGUACUGGUCACAGGUGUGUUACAAUUAUAACUGAGUUAGACCAUGAACAAACGCAAAAAACGUACGCUCAAAUAAUUUACCGUGAAAUUCCGAAAAUAAGCCCCUGGGCUUAUAUUUUUCAAAGGCCCUUUUUGAGGGGCUUGUCGUUGGAGGGGCUUAUCUAUGGAGGGAAAAUUGCGUUUGAAAAUCGAUCGGGCUAGCCUUACAGUUGGAAGGAUUACUGUUUUUGCUUUGUUUUACUUUGUAUUUGAGGGCAAUUUCCAAGGACAAGCCCCUGGGGGGCUUAUAUUUGGAGGGGCGGUUUAACGGAGGGUUUUUUGCUUUACGAGUUUUGGGGGCUUAUAUUUGGAAGGGCUUAUACAUGGAGGGGCUUACUUUCGGAAUUUUACGGCAUUAGUUGAAAUCAAGUUCUACAUGCUAACUUUUUUUUUUGAAAAAGAAGUGAAUGUUUAUUUAUUUGUUUGUUUUCGCCACUGUUUCCUGCGCCUAAGACUUGGUUGCACGUUCCAUGACGUUUGACACUGGUUUGAUACUUGGUUACAUUUUAUGGCCCUUGAUUUUCCCGCCUCCAGCUACUCUCGGGCCGAAGUCACGUAUGGCGUGUGGACUGGAAGCGUUGCGUGACUCGGGCCAAGUGACUGCCAAAACAACCUGUCCCGUUCAGAUAGUGGGGUGUGGCACAAAGUCAAAGAGCGGGUCGCUGCUCCCUGCUCACAUCUCUUCGCGCCGUUCCCGAAAUCUGAACGCCUGGAACGGGCUUCCCCGAAGAAGACAAGUAGAAGACAUUUGGUUAACACUUGAUUGCAUGUUAUGGCCCGUGACACUAGCUGCAUUAUUUCCCGCCCUUGACAACACAGUUUGCACAGUUUCUCACGCUAAAUUAGCCAGUUUUCCCGUGCUUGUAAUUUUUUGUCUUCCCGCAGCUUUUGGUGCCUCUGUUAUAUCAUUUGCGUUUGUUUUUGUUGGCAAUAGUAGUGGUUUCGAGUCCAUCUUUGAACUCCAUGUACGACCAAUUUCCCAACGCACUACAAAGUCCGGCUACAGCUGAAACCUCCCGUUGACGAUCACCUCCCGUAAACGACCGUAACAACUUUUUGGAGCAUCAGUUCUAUAACUUUCCAUCGUUUUUAACCUCAGUUAAAGCAUGGUCUAAAAUCUUAGAUUUUACUGUAUGCACUACGAUUUUCAUAGUAUACGUAUAGAAAGAACUGCUAGUGACAACAUGGAACUGUGUAUUUUGUAAAUUGCAUGCAAUAAAUUUUCUUGCCAAAUUUAAUAUGUUGAUACCACUCCUCUACUCGGAAGUUUGGGAGCAAGUCACCGAAAAUCCUUCGCGAAGAAAAUACCCUGAGGAUAAAGAACAUACCCCGCGCAUAACAAUGCCACCAGCUACGCAGGCUGUACUCGGAAAAAACCCCUGUGGAUCUAUUCUCUCGUGAGCUACCGCUAAAUCUUCUCGUUUAUAGCGUCGCUUAUAAGAGUUUCGACUUUAUUUUCAGGGUAACCUAUCGUCCGCAGUAUAAAAUAGAGGUGAGAACAGUGAUUACGUCGGUCAAAGACUGUUGUCCCGGCUUCACAGGAAAAGAUUGCAGUCAAGGUGGGUGCUAUUCUAUCAAAGUCAGUUCCAACUAAGAUUUUUAUCAUGACUUUCAUUUACAUCAAGCCAUCAACUGGAGUGUUUCUGUUUCAACAGCCUGUUUUAAUUGCACCAAGUUUCUUUUGCUGGAAGCCAGGUUAAAAGCCUUGGAACAGGUUAGUAACUGGUAUGAAGAUCGAAUUUCAAGGGGAAACAUGAAUAAAACUAACAAAAUGAUAAAGUGCCCCGGCGUCGCUCUCGCGUGUCAUUUCGUACGCUUGACUUCUCGGAGAGCUUGCUCGCCGCGUAACAGACGAGCCAGGUAACUGGCAGGUAACCCGCGUUUAGACUGAAGUUCAGCAUAUGUUCCACGAUGAAGACCAACUGAAGUAGCUCUUCUUGUUAAGAGGCUGCUAUGUCUUUGAGCUCAUUUGAAAAUAGUUUCAUUUUUUCGAUGUUCCGUUAGAAAUAGCUUGUUGCUUUGAUUUUUACUUGUUUAUUUAUUAGUUGAUUCCGAUUUGUAGAGAACCAGCAACUGAACUCUUUGAUUUGUAGUGGUUGUUUUACCGUUUCAAAUUUUAGACUCCACCUUCUACUUCUAGCAUGCAUGCAAUGAACGCCUUGGAAUUUAUUUAACUUACUGGCCCUAUGGUUAAAGGUUAAAGCAGCUUGCCCAUUUUCUGUUUACUUUUUAAAGAAAAGUCAAAAAGCUCCUGCCAAGGCGAUAGUUCGGGACAGCGAAAUCUCAAGAGGUCCACCCGGACCCCCGGGCCACCCGGACCCCCCGGGCCCCCGGGAAGACGAGGAGAAACCGGAGAUCCGGGGCCUCCAGGCUUAAACGGAGUCGAAGGUGGGUAGGAUAUCAAUGGAACUUAAAAACGCAUUAACAUUCCUAGUAUGCACUUUAGCAUAGGAAAGCGAAUGUAAAUUAACUGUUUUGUUUUUGUUACUUUCAGGGCAAUCACGUGGUUCAAGUGUCCAGAAAGGGGAGAAAGGAGAUCCCGAUGAGCCGGGUACCACAACAGUAGUGACCGGAGACCCGGGACCACCUGGAUCUCCAGGACCCAUGGGACCCCCGGGAUUAAAGGGGGAACUUGGAGAAUCAAUACAAGGAGCACGAGGACCCCCUGGACUUCCGGGUCCAGCGGGAGAACCUGGCCGCCCAGCUAUCGGAGCCUCGGUGAGGUUUAAAAGGACGAUCUUAGUUUUAAUUACUGAAAGGCCUUCGCGUAAUUGGUCAUCCAGAGAAAAACGAUAGGGUGACGGCUAUUCUUAGAGUUAUUCCGUGGAGUUAGAGUAAGCCUCCAAAAUCCUAAGCUCAUGAUUUUGGAACGGUAAAAUGCUUUCCCAGGUGGAAAAUGAUCGAGCCCUCUCCCAUUUACAAAUAUUGCUGUAAAUCGACUAAAUGUUUCCUUUUUAUUUUUUUUUGCGCAGCGUUGUUAGUGAAAUUUUAGAAAGUUUAGACUGAUAUGGAGGAAGUAGUGCAUGCCCAUCCGCCCUUUCGCUCUAAAGCCUGAUACUCGCUUUUAAAAAAGAGUACAAGCAGGCCCGUAGCCAGCUUUUCGACUCGAGAGUUGUAGGGCUGGCUACAUUUCCACAUAUCCUGAAAACUGCACGCAUGACUAGUGCGCACUGACCUCACCAACACUUUGAGUUCUUAAGCUCUUUAGCUCACCCCAACAACGCAUAAUUUACUACAAACAGUGGACUAAUCAAACCGAAAAUUUGUAAGCCUGGGCCUACAGGUCUAUAGGCUGGCUACGUUCCUGAUUGUGAUUGUUCUGUAUUGCACAUUUUUCUUUCUGAAAUAGCGACAUUUAACAUCAUUUCAAUUUGCUAUUCACAGAGAGCCUACAAAAAGCAUUUUUUUGGUAGACAUGACGCGUGGUAACAAAAAGGUCUUUUUGUAUUUUCAGCCUGCAGAUUUAACCGCUCUUAAAGAUCAGAUGAAAAUGCUGACUGCCAUAGUCAUGGAGUUGGAAGAAAAAAGUAAGCAAAACAAAGCAUGAGUUUCUUUUUCUAUUUAAAGAUAGUUAUAAGCCCCGGGGUUAUAUUUUUCAAAGGCCCUUUUUGAGGGGCUUAUUUCUGGAGGGGCCUAUAUUCGGAGGGGCUUAUGUACGGAGGGAAAUUUGCGUUUCAAAAAUUAACUGAGCUAGCUUGUAGUGGAAAGGAAAUUUACCAUUUUUGCUUUGUUUUAAUUUGUAUUCGAGGGCAAAUUCCAAGUACAAGCCCCCCGGGGGGCUUAUAUUCGGAGGGGCGAUUUAAAGGAGGGUUUUUUGCGUUACGAUUUUGGGGGGCUUAUAUUUGGAGGGGCUUAUUUUCGGAACUUUACGGUAGCUUUGUUUCUUCAGGCAAAUAUCAGUUAAAAUUCAAAGGCAACAUUUUUUGGAAGGGCCGUCUGGUAGUCUGCUACACAGCCGUUAUUAGUGUCGUCACGCAACGUUUCUCCCCACUAACUAGUGGGGAGGAGCGUUGCGUGACGACACUAAUAACGGCUGUGUAGCAGACUAGCCGUCUGGUGGAUACCGCUGAGUAGUAUUUCGAGGAUGCUUGAACCAAGUCAUUCAAAAUGGUGGCAUCCCAUGAAUGCUGGGAGGAGAACUAAUGAAAAUGGCGACCUCCCAGUAGGGUGGUUAGACAAAUUGGUACAAACCGGUUUUUCUGAGGUGGUUGGAUGGAGAAGCGUGAGGUGGACGCGUGUUUUUGUUAUUUUGUAAAAAGAUGUUAUCGAACGAGUCUUACGUCUAAAUUGCGCAGCAAAUUGUAUGUUCCUUGGCGUAUUCUAAUGAGUUUUGCCUACUUUCUCCAGAUUGCAACUGCGAUGCGUUAAGGCCGCGGUACACACUAGGCGACAACUUGUAGCAAAUGAUGUUGUGGUGACACGUCGCAGCGACAAAUCGCUCCGUGUGUACUGGAGAACUUUUGUGAAAAUCUUUGUCUCACAAACCACUCAGUUUUGGAUUGCUACACCACUAUUAGCAGCUAGAGGUAGUCGGUUAGCAGUUUCCUUCUUGCUGAUUGACUCUGACUUGAUCUUGUUUGCUUAGUUUCCAGGUGUGAGUGCACUGCUGGGAGUCAGCGAGGUGUGGCUAAAAAGAGCGACGCUACAAUGUACCCUUCAACUCUACCGAACAUUGAAUCACAGACCACAAAAGUCACCACUUCAGAGCCAUUGUUUGCUCCACCCGCCAGACGUUGA
This is a messenger RNA of Porites evermanni, 7727 nucleotides long. NCBI's taxonomy places the organism in Eukaryota, Metazoa, Cnidaria, Anthozoa, Scleractinia, Poritidae. The record is from the annotation of a GenBank genome assembly.